Hevea brasiliensis (rubber tree) is the source of this 798-nucleotide messenger RNA. RefSeq names its product acyl carrier protein 2, mitochondrial. The record is from RefSeq and is a predicted model, not a curated record. Gene Ontology annotation, biological process: fatty acid biosynthetic process. The coding region runs from base 102 to 494 and encodes 130 amino acids. Gene Ontology annotation, molecular function: acyl binding; acyl carrier activity. The transcript is spliced from 2 exons. NCBI's taxonomy places the organism in Eukaryota, Viridiplantae, Streptophyta, Magnoliopsida, Malpighiales, Euphorbiaceae. Gene Ontology annotation, cellular component: mitochondrion.
UUUUUUCUUUUCUCCCACUUCAUCGCAAGUGAGAGAGCUCUGGAACUUUCUCCUCUCAACAUUCAACAAUCGCAUACAGAGGCAGCUAGGGAAGCACUGAAAUGGCGGCGAGAGGAGCUUUGCUAAAGUACCUGAGAGUGAACGUGCAGACGGUACCUCAAAAUCCUAGACCCAAUACCGGCCUCUUCUCCCUUUCUUUCAAUGCAAUACUGCGCCAUUUCUCUGAGGAGGUGAGGGGUUCCUUCCUCGAUAAAUCCGAGGUCACAGAUCGUGUCAUAAGUGUCGUCAAGAACUUUCAGAAGGUGGAUCCUUCCAAGGUCACACCAAAUGCCCAUUUUCAUAAUGAUCUUGGGUUAGAUAGUUUGGACACCGUGGAAGUAGUGAUGGCCCUUGAAGAAGAGUUUGGGUUUGAGAUCCCAGAUAAUGAAGCAGAUAAGAUAAAUUCCAUCAAUCUUGCUGUUGACUUUAUAGCUUCACACCCUCAGGCGAAAUAGGGAAAACCACAAAGUCCAACGUGUUAUUUUGUUCUUUUCAGUGAGGAAUUAGAAACAUUAGUGAAAUUCUCGUACCUUGGUCCCUCUUUUUCUUUUGAACAAAAUGUUUUAUGAUACCUUUGAUUUGUCCAUUCCUGAAUCUGUUUGAAGAGGAUUGUUUUCGAUAUUUAUAACUGAAAUGCUGCUCUUCCAGUUGAAGGGAAUUGUAAUGGUGCAAUGGGCAGAACUACUGGUUGACACUAGUUGUUCAUUGCUUAUAUAAAUUUUCUUUCAAUAAAAAUUCCGUAGGUCAUUUCCUGGGAGA